AUGGAGGCCAUCGAGGAGCUGGCGCUCAAACCCUGCACCUCCUCCCUCUACCUGCGGCCUUUCCGCCUCUGUUACCGGCAGAAUGGCACCAAGAAGUUCUGGGAUUUUAUGAGGACACAUGACAGUGUGUCAAUCCUGAUCUUUAAUACUUCUCGGCAGUGUUUUGUUUUGGUGAAGCAGUUCCGCCCAGCUGUUUACAUGUGUGAAGUAGAAAGGCAUCAUCCUCAAGUCUUUCAGAAUCAGGACAAGGAGAGCUUCUCUCAUCUAGAGGAUCCCUUACCUGCUGUGGUAGGAGUGACCUAUGAACUCUGUGCUGGCAUUGUAGACAAACCAGACCUUUCUUUAGAAGAAAUUGCAUGUGGGGAAGUCUUAGAAGAGUGUGGCUAUCGUGUUCCCGUUACAGACCUAAGGAGGAUCACUUCGUACAGGUCUGGAGUUGGUGUGACAGGUUCUAGGCAGACGGUAUUUUAUGCAGAAGUAACAGACCAGAUGAGAACUAGUGAAGGAGGUGGCCAGCCUGAAGAAGGAGAGCUGAUUGAAGUUGUAGAAAUACCUUUAGAAGACUCCAUGAAGUUUGCUUAUGAUGAGACUCUCCCAAAGACGAUGGGUGUUAUCUUCAGCUUCAUGUGGUUCCAAAACAACGUAGCACCCAAGCUACCAAAAAGUAAAAUCAAAGCACCACGAUUCUAAGAAAAGCUUUCAUGCGGGUUCUGUGGAUACAGAAAACCGCAAAUCUGCCUGCCUUGAUCAACUCAACUUUUCACAGAGCAAAUCUUUCUUGAAAUAAAUUUGAAAGUAAAAUCUGAAUUAAAAUCCUGACCCAAUUUCCAUCAUUAGCAAAACACUUACUGGCUUCACUGGGGCCAAGAUUUGCCUCUGAGACGCAAAUGUUGAUUUUUGCACAAAGGCUAAGUAAAUGUGUCCAGUUCUCCUUUUUCAUGGCAUUGCUCUACCGCUAUUUUGAGGAGUUGCUCAGGACCUCAGUGCAGCUGCUACACGAGCCUGUCACUGUGGUCUGCACUUAGUGGCAGCUGUGUAUUCACUGUAGUUUCUGAUAU
Molecule: messenger RNA, 1058 nt
Organism: Gymnogyps californianus (California condor)
Lineage: Eukaryota; Metazoa; Chordata; Aves; Accipitriformes; Cathartidae
Gene: NUDT14
Product: nudix hydrolase 14
Exons: 5
Coding region: 1-690 (229 amino acids)
Biological process (GO): nucleoside phosphate metabolic process; ribose phosphate metabolic process
Molecular function (GO): metal ion binding; UDP-sugar diphosphatase activity
Source: RefSeq, a predicted model, not a curated record